AUGACGUCAUAGGAUAUAAGAAAUGUUGCUACGUUGCUAAGACCACAAUAAACAACUGCCAAUGUCAAAAGAAGAAGACCAGCUGUCACAACAAAAUUUCUAACAUGGCAGUUUCUUCUUUCGGUUUUUGACAGCCGUGUAAAUAGGUAGUUCAAGAUGUUGAUGCCAAAAAAGAACAGAGUAGCCAUCUACGAAUACCUCUUCAGGGAGGGUGUUAUGGUAGCUAAAAAGGACUACCAUGCCCCUAAACAUCCUGAGCUGGAAACCAUCCCUAACUUGGAAGUAAUUAAAGCCCUACAGUCCAUGAAGUCCAAAGGAUAUGUGAAGGAACAAUUUGCAUGGAGGCAUUACUACUGGUACUUGACCAACCCUGGUAUUGAAUACCUCAGGACCUUCUUGCACUUGCCCCCUGAAAUUGUCCCAUGCACCCUCAAGAGACAAGCUAGGACUGAAGCCGCUCGUCCCAGACCCGCUGGUGCUCUCAGAACUGAAGGUGGUCCAAAGGAAGACAGGACAGGAUAUAGGAGAAACCCAGCUGGUCCUGGUGGCCCAGACAAGAAAGCUGAUGUGGGUGCAGGCACUGGCGAAGUGGAAUUCCGCGCUGGUUUCGGAAGAGGAAGGCCUCAAUAGACGCGACUUUUUUAAAUUACUUUUUUAAUUUAAGUUUUUAAAAAUGAAGUGAAAAAACAGCUGAAUUAAAUUGAUUUGGUGAAA
Anthonomus grandis grandis is the source of this 714-nucleotide messenger RNA. Its product is annotated as 40S ribosomal protein S10-like. The coding region runs from base 157 to 630 and encodes 157 amino acids. The record is from RefSeq and is a predicted model, not a curated record. Gene Ontology annotation, molecular function: RNA binding; structural constituent of ribosome. The transcript has 4 exons. NCBI's taxonomy places the organism in Eukaryota, Metazoa, Arthropoda, Insecta, Coleoptera, Curculionidae. Gene Ontology annotation, cellular component: cytosolic small ribosomal subunit.